Fulmarus glacialis (Northern fulmar) is the source of this 2903-nucleotide messenger RNA. It is a transcript of the gene NEK10, whose product is annotated as NIMA-related kinase 10. The record is from RefSeq and is a predicted model, not a curated record. NCBI's taxonomy places the organism in Eukaryota, Metazoa, Chordata, Aves, Procellariiformes, Procellariidae. Gene Ontology annotation, biological process: protein phosphorylation. The annotation marks the transcript as partial. The transcript has 28 exons. Gene Ontology annotation, molecular function: protein binding; ATP binding; protein serine/threonine kinase activity.
AUGCCUGAUCAGGGCAAAAAGUUGAAGAGCGCAGAAAAAGCAACAGACAAAAGACCUCAUGGGAUCUGUAUGAGGGAUUAUUCUGAUCUUAAAAGACUUCAGUCUCUCUUAAAUGUUCAGUCAAGCAACAAGCAGCUUCCAGCUAUACAUUUUGAAAGUGGUCAAACCAGUGUGACAAGAGCCCAGCAAAAUGUCAAAAGCAGUGAACAAAAACCCCAUGGUCAAUGGCAAGAAUCAACAGAAGCUGUUGAGCUUGAAAACUUUAGUGUGACCUACAAGAAUGAGAGAAAUUUUAGCAAACAUCCCAAACAUAAGCUGUUUCAAGAGAUCUUUACAGCUUUAGUUAAGAACAGACUUACCUGCAGGUCAUGGGUUAAUCAAGCUCCGUCCAUCCAUUUUCUUAGAGUAUUAAUCUGCCUGAGAUUACUAAUAAGGGAUCCAUGCUAUCAGGAAAUGCUCCACAGCUUGGGUGGGAUUGAAAAUCUAGCUCAGUACAUGGAAACAGUAGCAAAUGCCUAUCUUGAUUACGGAGAAGACCAGCAUAAUGUAGACAAGUUGGUCAACAUGACAUACAUUUUCCAAAAGCUUGCUGCUGUUAAAGAUCAAAGAGAAUGGGUUAUAGCAAGUGGAGUACAUAAAACCUUAGUAAAUUUGUUAUCUGCCAGAGACAGCAAUGUGCUUUUGGGUGCCCUCCUUGCUCUAACUAGCCUAGUAGAAAGUCCAGAAUGUAGGGAGAAGAUAAGUGAGCUCACCAUUGUUGAGAACUUGCUGGUGAUAUUGCAUGAAUACGAUUUGCUUUCUAAAAGGCUCACAGCAGAGUUGCUACGUCUUCUCUGUGCAGAGUCACAAGUCAAAGAGCAAGUAAAAAUGUAUGAAGGAGUUCCAGUCUUGCUCAGUUUACUCCAUUCUGAUCAUAUCAAACUUCUAUGGAGUAUAGUUUGGAUUCUGGUACAGCUUUGUGAAGAUCCUGAGACUAGUGUGGAAAUCCGAAUUUGGGGUGGAAUCAAGCAGCUCCUUCAUAUCUUACAGGGGGAGAGAAAUCUUGUUUCUGAUCGCUCUUCAAUUGGGAGUUUAUCUAGUGCGAACGCAGCAGGGAGAAUCCGACAUCUUCAUUUGUCAGAUGAUUUGAGUCCUGAUGAGAUGCAAGAAAAUACUUUCUCACUUCAAGCAGCUUGUUGUGCUGCAAUUACUGAACUGAUGCUCAAUGAGACUAACGCUUACCAGGUAGUACAGGCAAAUGGAAUAUAUAUAAUAGCAAAGCUGAUUUUACCAAACAAAGAAAGGAAUGCUGAAAAAGCUAAUUUAUUACAGUGUUAUGCUUUCAGAGCCCUGAGAUUUCUCUUCAGCAUGGAAAGAAAUCGACAUAUCUUUAAAAGACUUUUCCCUACUGACUUGUUUGAAAUCUUCAUUGAUAUUGGACAUUAUGUGCGUGAUAUCACUGCUUAUGAAGAGUUGGUAUCAAAGCUAAAUUUAUUAAAGGAGGAUGAAUUGAAGCAAAUUGCUGAAAGUAUUGAGAGCAUGAAUCAGAGUAAGGCACCUACAAAACAUAUAGGCAAUUAUGCAAUUUUAGAGCACCUUGGCAGUGGAGCUUUUGGAAGUGUAUAUAAGGUUAGAAAACAUAAUGGACAAAAUCUCCUGGCAAUGAAAGAAGUCAAUUUACACAAUCCAGCAUUCGGAAAGGACAAAAAAGACAGAGACAGCAGUGUAAAAAAUAUUGUCUCUGAAUUAACCAUCAUCAAAGAGCAGCUUUGUCAUCCAAAUGUUGUACGGUAUUAUAGAACAUUCUUGGAAAAUGAUAGGUUGUACAUAGUCAUGGAGCUCAUAGAGGGAGUGCCAUUGGGAGAAUACUUUCACUCUUUGAAGCAAAAGCAACAACAGUUUACAGAAGAAAGAAUAUGGCAUAUAUUUAUCCAACUUUGUCUAGCGCUUCGUUAUUUGCAUAAAGACAAAAGGAUCGUUCAUCGAGAUCUCACUCCAAACAAUGUCAUGCUGGGGGAUAAAGACAAAGUUACAAUUACUGACUUUGGGCUUGCAAAGCAAAAGCAAGAAAACAGCAAACUUGCAUCAGUCGUGGGAACCAUUCUAUAUUCAUGCCCUGAAGUUGUAAAGAGUGAGCCGUAUGGAGAGAAGGCUGAUGUCUGGGCUGCAGGAUGCAUCCUUUAUCAGAUGGCAACUCUGAACCCACCGUUUUACAGCACCAAUAUGCUCUCCUUGGCAACUAAGAUAGUAGGGGCUGUGUAUGAACCUGUGCCGGAAGGACUGUACUCUGAAAAAGUGUCAUUUACCAUUAAGAGAUGCUUGACUCCUGAUGCAGAGGCACGUCCAGACAUAGUGGAGGUCAGCUCACUGCUGUCUGAUGUGAUGAUGAAAUACCUGGAUGUUUUAUCCACCUCUCAUCUCAUGUUGGAGAAGAAACUGGAUCGGGAGAGGAGACGAACCCAGAAGUACUUCAUGGAGGCUAAUCGAAAUGCAGUAACCUAUGACCAUCAGCUUUCCAUUUUAUCACAAAAAAAUUACGAGAAGUUGAGUCUUCAUAGCAGCAGCAGUGGAGCAGCCAGUUGCAAAAGUGAAUUUUCAGAAAAUACUGACCUUCCAGCUGAAAGUUGUCAAUCUGCAUGUGGAAAAGAUGAGGAAAGAACAUAUGAAGAAGUCCUGGUAGAGGAUCACAGCACUUUAGAGAACUCUGAGAAAGAUAUGUUCUCUGAAUUAGAUGAUGAGCUGGAUGUAUUGGACAAUUCAAGCAGCUCCAGUUCAAGUCAUUUGAAAGAGUCUGCUAUUGAUUUGAAGCACAAGAUAACUAGCAUUGAUAAGAAACAGAAGGAAGACUGCGAAAACUUCUGUCUCAGUAAAAAUAAUGCUAUACAAAUGAAUAAAUGGAGUGCCCUGUUAGAGGGUGUAAAAAA